Messenger RNA from Fusarium mangiferae, 1116 nucleotides. RefSeq lists its product as uncharacterized. The transcript has a single exon. Gene Ontology annotation, molecular function: protein binding. Lineage: Eukaryota; Fungi; Ascomycota; Sordariomycetes; Hypocreales; Nectriaceae. The record is from RefSeq and is a predicted model, not a curated record. Bases 1 to 1116 code for a protein of 371 amino acids.
AUGGAUACACACUCUGACGAUGAAGUCAUUCUGAAGCUCACCCGUAAUAAUGAGCCUGAUCGCUGCAAAGUCAUUGAUCACAUUAUCCCGGCAAGGCUAUCAAGGGUGCACCCAGAGCGCUCUGAAUCGAGCUUCGAACUGCUAGGCACUUUACCAGCAGAGCUACUCCUCAUCACCCUUGACCUUCUCGACUUUCAGUCGCUAUCACGUCUCUCGCGCACCUGCUUGAGAGCCAAGAGAGUCGUUGAAAAUUUCGUGCCGUAUCAGCAGGUGAUCAAACAUGCGCCGACAGUCCCAACAGCGUUGAUAAAGGCAGGCCUCGUUGGCCACUACCCGUCUUCAGCGGUGUAUCGCACCCUACGGACCGAUCGCUGCGUUUCUUGCACACAUUUUGGAGGAUUUUUGUACCUGCCCACUUGCGAGAGAGUCUGCUUCGAGUGUCUUCACCGAAACAGAGGACUAUGGAUGAUAACAAUACGGAUGGCCAAAAGGUUCUUCGCCUUGACAUACCGACAAGUCCAGACACUCCCUAUCAUGCGCAUCAUCCCAGGGACAUACUGCCUCCGGACCCGCGACAAAACGCACCGGGACCCUUUUCGCCUGGUCAGCGUGAAGGCAGCCAAGAGCUUGGGUAUUGAAGUUCAUGGGUCUGCUGAAAACAUGGCUGCGCUAUUACCCGAACUGACGAGAGAAGGGCGAACGCUCAACCGCCUCUUCGAACGCUACCUCAAAGCGCCCGUGGAGGCACCAGGAUGCGAUAUGUCAACACUUCCUCCGCUUAUGCCUCGUGUUGGGGACGAUCCGUACGCGGGUGUGUCUAGCCUGCGCGCACCUUACAUCACAGACACAGGAGCGGACUGGGGGCAGCUUUGCAAGGGAUGCCAGAUUACGUACAAAGAUUUCUCCUAUGGGGGGAUGCCUGCUAGGGUUUUUGCACGAUUAUGCCCCCCCAUUCCCAACGUGAGACCAGAGUCACCCAUGUUUGCUUUAACAACGAGAUUGCGUUCGCGGCAUGGGAUCUUGGCUCAUGCGGACCAUUGCUUUGGAGCGCUGAAGAUACUGAGGGGUUUGACCAACGGCGAGGCAGCCAAGGCUUUCGAGGCUAAUUAUACAUAA